GAGACACUGGGUGGGGGGGAGCCAGUGACGUCGGAAGUUUUCCUGAAAGUCAAUAACGAGCCUGGUGGAGGAGGCGGCGGCGGCGGCAGGAGCCGAGCUUUGGGCCCCACGUAGCUCCGACUGACUUGAGCCGGGAGGAGCCGCCGCCCUGACUCCGCGGAUGCCUCGGCCGAGAUGCAGGGGCAGGCGCCUCGCUGAAUAGCGGAGAGUCGCUGUCCAUGUAGCCGCCGCCCCUGCUGCGUGUCCUCAAGGCGCCGCCACCCUAGGACCGGGACCUUCUUCCUAGUGCUGAAGCAAACAGAGGCUGUGAAGGACCGAGCCCGGGGGGGGGGGGGGGGGACGCGGGACCGAGGGGGGGGGGGCUGCCAGGAGUCGCAGCCUUCUCGCCUGUCCCUCACCCGCAGCCAGCAUCCAGCGCCCUCGCCUUUGCAGCAGCCAGGUUUGAAACCAGCUUGAAAAGGAUCAAGGGCAGAUGAAUCAUCCAGGAGACUGUAAAGUUUCUAUGUCACCUCCGUCUCAAUUAUCUUCACCAUGACGCAUUGAUUGUCUCUAGACUCCAAAAGCCAGAAGAGAACUGAAACCCUGAUACUGCAAAAUAUUCUUUCCCUGAACUGAAGGGUCAGUGUGGAGCCAUCAUGAGCGAUGUUACAAUUGUGAAAGAGGGUUGGGUUCAGAAAAGGGGGGAAUAUAUUAAAAAUUGGAGGCCAAGAUAUUUCCUCUUGAAGACAGAUGGCUCUUUCAUAGGAUAUAAGGAGAAGCCCCAAGACGUUGAUCUACCAUAUCCUCUUAACAACUUUUCAGUAGCAAAAUGCCAACUAAUGAAAACAGAGAGACCAAAACCUAAUACGUUUAUUAUCCGAUGUCUUCAGUGGACGACUGUGAUAGAAAGGACUUUUCAUGUAGAUACACCAGAAGAACGGGAAGAAUGGACAGAAGCCAUUCAAGCAGUAGCAGACAGACUUCAAAGGCAGGAAGAGGAAAGAAUGAACUGUAGUCCAACAUCACAGAUUGAUAAUAUAGGAGAAGAAGAGAUGGAUGCAUCCACAACCCACCACAAAAGAAAGACAAUGAAUGAUUUCGAUUACUUGAAACUCCUUGGCAAAGGCACUUUUGGCAAAGUUAUUCUAGUUCGAGAGAAAGCAAGUGGGAAAUACUAUGCGAUGAAGAUUCUGAAAAAAGAAGUUAUUAUUGCAAAGGAUGAAGUGGCUCACACACUUACAGAAAGCAGAGUAUUGAAAAACACUAGACACCCUUUUUUAACGUUAGAGAAUCUAAUGUUGGAUAAAGAUGGACACAUAAAAAUUACAGAUUUUGGACUUUGCAAAGAAGGGAUCACAGAUGCAGCUACUAUGAAAACAUUCUGUGGAACGCCAGAGUAUUUGGCUCCGGAGGUUUUGGAAGAUAAUGAUUAUGGUCGUGCAGUGGACUGGUGGGGACUUGGAGUUGUCAUGUAUGAAAUGAUGUGUGGCAGAUUGCCAUUCUACAACCAGGAUCAUGAAAAACUUUUUGAACUAAUACUAAUGGAGGAUAUAAAAUUUCCUCGAACUCUCUCAUCUGAUGCAAAAUCAUUGCUUUCAGGUCUCCUGAUAAAAGAUCCAAAUAAACGACUUGGUGGAGGACCAGAUGAUGCUAAAGAAAUUAUGAGACACAGUUUCUUUGUUGGAGUAAACUGGCAAGAUGUAUAUGAUAAAAAGCUUGUCCCUCCCUUUAAACCUCAAGUGACUUCUGAGACAGACACUAGAUAUUUUGAUGAAGAGUUCACUGCUCAGACUAUUACAAUAACGCCACCUGAAAAAUAUGAUGAAGAUGGUAUGGACUGCAUGGACAAUGAGAGACGACCACAUUUUCCUCAGUUUUCCUAUUCUGCAAGUGGACGGGAGUAGCGUGCUGUUUUGUUCUUCUGGUUCACAGUCAUAUUAGGUUUAUCACUGAAAAUGAGUACUGAAUCUCAUCACCAGUACUUGCUAUUAUUUAGGAUAGCAAAGCACUUUCAGAGAUCAUUCCAAAUUGAACCAAUUCUCUUUCUGCCCAAUCAGCCUCUUUGAUUUAUCUGCAUGACAUUUUAUAUUGGUCUAAGAUCCCCUGCUGUUGAUGCUGUCCACUGUCUCAGCAUGAGUGUAACAGCAAGAAGCAAUCCAAAAAUGUUGUGACGCUAGAUGACAAAUUCUCAAUGGUGCAUUUUGCGCACAGCUGGUUAUCUUUCUCUUGUCUCUUCAGAGGAGAGGCUAAAGGACACGCCGGUCGGAGAAGCAUUUCUCACUUCUUUUAGAAGACAAAUCAAAAUUCUAGAAAAAACAACAUAGUUUAUGAUGUUUUCUCACAUCUGUUUGAGCUGGACAGAACUGGGAAAGGCAGAAGAUGGUGGUGCAACGCUUUUGUUAGGCAUAUCAUCACUUGAAUUAGAUGUGUCAUUAACAUCUGGAUAAAAACAUUCAAGAGGACAACAUAACUGUUAAUAUAUAUAAAUAAAUAUAAAUAAAUAUAUAUAUUAUUUUUUAAUUACUGUUGGAUACUACACAAGAAUCAGAAGGGCUGGGAUCACCUGGCCUCCCUCCCAUGUAGACUUCCAGAUUCAUGUGCAAUUAUGAAGAAUGGAGCCUUUAAAAUGCAAGAAGUUAAGGGGGAAAAGACAACAAUUAAAGGUCUUAUAAUUUGCAUCAGAUAACAUCCUCUCUCAUGCUUUUCUUUUUCUUUGUUGAUGAACGUCACCUCUUGUGGCUGAAGAAUGUAGACAGGCAUAACAACAGCGCUUUUCACCAAAAUUUGUACACCAAGGUAAACAGGAGUUUGCCUUUUCAUUUUUAAAUUAUUUUGGAGUUUGUGAAUUAGCUUUUUUUCCCUUCAGGUAUUUAACUGAAUAUUUUUGUUACACUGCAGUAGUAUUUAUUUCUUAGUGACAACGAUUGUAUGUGUCAUGUUUGCUGCUACAUCCUAAAAGAGGCUUUUAACAAUUGUUUUGUUUAUGGAAGGACUGUACAAGCUGAACAAAAUAAUGCACUUUUUCUCCCAUGUUAAAUUUUAACAAGACUCUGAAAGUGUACCUUAUACUUUGAAUUGGGUUUCUGUUGCUGAAACAUUACAUUAUGGUCAAGAGAAAAUCCCAAAGCCAUGUGUCCAGAGGACUUCUGCCCUCUCCACUCAAGGGGAAUGUAGUAAUAGGAGUCAAACAGCUUCAUGGAAAACAUAUUCAAGCUUAUGAAGCUACAAUAAUUAUAUGAAAAACACUUCAGUAUAUCAUUGCAAACAAUAGAUAGGAAUAGCAAUUCUAUAUGAUGCUAUAGCUCUGUUCAAACAUAAAGAAGAACAUUGUUAACAACUUGAAUAUUAUUUCCUCCUAUUAGUUAUUCAACCAGAUUUGUGAUUAAAAAAAAAAUUCAUGAAAAAAUUUAACGCACUGAGGAAAGGCAGUUCACCUUUGGUACUGGGAGUUGGGAUUUUCAAAAUUUGCCAGCAAAUGUAAUAGAAAUGUAUGCCAAUGGUAAUGACGUCACAGAAUGCUACUCCACCAGAUUAUCACUGAAGUAUCUUGGCUUCACUACCUUUUCAACUCCUGUAACAAACUGUGAUUUAGCAGAGUAUUAUGAUUGCUAUGUAUGAAUGUGUACAUGACUUUUGAGAAGAAAAUAAUAUUUACAUGCAGAUAUCUCAGCCUCUUGAUGCUGAAAAUCUAGAUAACCCUAAAAUGAAAACCACUGCAGGCAGUGGCAGAUGUUGGGGUUGUCAAAAAGUAUGUGGGCAUUUUAUUAAGGCAGCUAGACACACACACAUACUUUCCAUCAUCAAAGUAGAUGUUAACCUAUCUGUGCACCAUGACAGUCAUGAUUAAUGUUCACCAUUUGAGUGGGAAGCUUACAGAGUAAAACUAUACCGGCACUUAUUGCUAAAUAUUAUGACACUGAGGUAAUUAAGAGGUGAUAAUUAGCAAUCAGUGCUAGACAGAACUUUAGUUUAUGGGCAGUAUCCCAUGUAUACCAAGUGUGUAAAAAUAUUCAUGGUGGUCCUAAUCCAAAGUUUCUUAUAUGCAACAAUCUCCCCAUGGACCUGAUGAACAAGGCUGUGAGUUGUGACACACCACUCACUUUAUAAAGUGGGGUGGGGGAGAGAAAGCACUACCUCCACCCUCUAAAUGGGUGAUCAGCAUUGUCAGUUAACACCAUCAAUCAUCUGUUUGUCAGCAUCACCUAGCAAGAAGAACUACAUGCACAGCCCAUUUCUAAAUAUGAGGUUCCCCCUUUCCACACAAUGCCCUUUGUAGCAUAGGAUCUGCACUUGGCUCAGACCUGCUGGAUUAGAACAAAUAGGCCACUCCAUGGUUUAAAGUAUUUCUUAAUAAGGCUAAGAAGCUUCUCAUGGCAGUUCUAGUUUAGUUGUUUCCUAAUACUUAGGAAAAUCUUUUUGGUUAUAAUAAAAUUAUCAGGGUAGUAUAUUUCAAUAUUAAAUUCCUAUUUAUAGAAACUGGUGAAUUGUUUGACAUCUUGCAGUAAAUCAGUGGUGGGUCAUUCCAUGAAGGCCCACUUUAAAUUUGGGCCUCCAAUAUUUAGCAUUCUGAAUUGUUCUUUUGAGCUGGGAAGUUUUAAAGUACUUCUUCAAAUGGUGCUUGUAUUGUUAAUGACUAUUUAGAAAUUAGUAUAUUUGUUGUGAUUUUGUCUUACUGAGUUCUGAUAGCAAACUCUCAUUCCAGGCACUGGUAGAAAGACGAAGGAGGUAAUUCAUGCAUAGAGAUUUGCAAAAUAAAACCUAUUACUCACUGUGCUGUGAUAAGGUGGGUGGUUCCUGCCCACCCCCCUGCUUCCUAGGUUCAGGUCUUUUUGACAAUGGACAAUUCGAUAGUAUAAGAACUGGGACAAGUUAGGUAUGAUGAAAGCCUCUCUCAAACAUUUUACGCAGCAUGAAAAUCCUGUAAUAAUUAUGUUGAUGCAGGUUCAAUAAUGCUUUCAAAAAUAAACAUUAAUGCCUCAAGUUAAAUUAUAAAUAGGCAGAAGCCCGCUUAUAUAUUCGCAUGCGUAGCUGCAUGAAGAAAUGGUUGCUGCACAUGCGGUUUCUGCAGCAAUCCAAAAGCAUAUUUUUUUAAUUAAAAAUUGAAGUCCCGCUAAUUAAUUCAGUCAGGAGGCAGGGCUGCACAUAGUUAUCCUCAGUCUCCUUUCACCAUCAAAUUGCUAAUUUCAGGAAUUUGAUCUUUUAAAAACACUCCUAUGUUCAGCUACAUAUACAUUAUGUACGGACUGGCACACUUAAAUUAAUUGUUCCUUAUUUACAAUAAUAUGAAUGCUUUCUAAUUAAACAAGUAUUAAUCAGAAUCAUCUUUGAUGUCAUCCCCAUCUAGCAUUCUUAUUACAAGACUUGCCACAGUGAUUCUCACCUUCAUGGCAACCACUCCCCUGGGCACAAGGACCUUUGACUAGCUGGGGUUGACUGGGCAGACCAUGGAAAUCUGCAUAGACUUGGUGUAAUCAUGUGUCUUGCAAAGUUGGGACUUGACCACAAACAGAAAGCAAUCCUAAACAUUUCUAGUUGCAGCAAUAUGGAGUACCCUCUGUUAGUAACCAUUUUGCCAUACUGGUUCCUUCAUUGAAACCUUCUAUCAACAAAGUCACAUAUAUAAUCAUUUUAAUGUUCAAAUAGUAUACAAAUGUCUCUGGUGCAUUUAUAGAUGAUAAGUUCAGCUGUUUCUAUCACUCUCAUAGCAAAAUAAAUUUUCUCAGGUGUAGAAUCAGAUGCCUUUCAGUGAAGUUACUAGCCUUUUAUCAUGUCCUGAAAGAUCACAGAAACUUGGCUGCAAUUUUUUAGCUUUUUAUUUUUUAAUUUUUUUGAAGAAAUUUAACUUAACAGCCUAAGGUAGUGGCUUUGCACUAAUCAGCAGCACUCAUGCUGGAACACUUUCUCUGAAAGGCAUAUGCCAUUAGUUUAUCCUCUCUGAAUUUACUGAGCAAUGACUUCUUACCUGUUACAGGUAAGAUAGAUCUGGAGCUAGGGAAUCGGUCAUGAGGAGUUUCUGGUUUGUCAGGAGCUUGCACCAUAGCCAUCUAUACCACCUAUGACUGCUAUUCAGCAUAAGAUAUUGGACUCACUGAUAGUGGCACUUCCUUGAAAAGACCCUUCAAGAUGUACAAUAACUUUCUUCCAUUUAGCUCAUACAUAUUUCUAUCCUAUCUAAAUGUUUAGCUGACAUUAAAGACAUAACUUUCUCAAAGUCUCACAAAGAUCUGGAAGUGACUAUAACAUUACAAAGCAACGAUCUAUUAACUGUUUCAAUCUACCAUCUUCAUUGCUGUUCGCAUUAUGUUCAUGAGAGAAAGUGGCUUUCCAAUUGUACCUAACCCCACUUUGAUGUUACUGCUUUUAAUCAUCAAAUAAUUGAUCUGGACAUGAGAGCAAGGAGAGGUGGGGCACGAAAACUACAACCCUAUCAUACCACAGAGGACAGCACUGUUGAUUCUGUAGAUUCUGUACAAAGCAAAAACAGAACACCCCCGCCCCAAGAACCCUUAAAAAAACCCCUUUUUGUCUUUUGUCACAAAUUUGGCCAUAUGUGCUCUUAAAUCAUAAAAGAUUCAAGUUAUACCAUGUCAAAUGCAAGCUUGGUUCUGCUCAGAAUCAUUUUCCUAUCUCAUAAAGAGUCCAAAAUACUUAGUGCCCAAUAUUAAAAAUUUCCCCAGAAAAGAGGGAACACAUGGUGACUUGUUGAAUGGAUACAGAAAUGCAUGCUAUAUUGCCUUAUGAACAGAUAAUAUGAAGGUAGUCAGUUGCCUGGAUUACUUAUGUAUUUGUUGUCCAUACAAUUUUAUCAUGUUGGACAUUAAAAGUAAGUGAAGACCAACAUGAAGCAAAAUAAGGACAUAAGUUUAAGUCCAUACAUGGAAUGACUCUUGGGAGCUUAGACAGAGGUAUUUUCAACUCAUGCUCCCAAUAUUUCAAAAAAUAUAAAAUAAAAUGUAGAACUGUGGCAAGAGAUGCUCUUGAAACUUUUCUUCUGCUUCCCUACAGCUCUGUGUGCAUUUGGCUAGAUAUUCAGAGGAGGAUUAAAAAAAACAACUUAGUACAUUUUAGACUUGUUGACUCCAGCUUGUACUGGUUUCCAGGACAUGCCAUGUGCCCUCUUGUACUGCAGCUACCUUUGAAGAAAUCGGUUGUUUGUGUUUAUAUUUUGGCAGUUUUUCACACUGCUUUGCUUUCUACACUAAUGAUUCUUCCAACAUCUUUCAACUAUUUAUACAGUAUUCUAGUUUGUUUUUUUAAAAACCACCUUUCUUCGUUUGCUGCUUGAAGCUGUCAGUUCUUGCACGGGCCAUGUGCUUCUGCUAGAGUACAAACAUAAGGUCUUUCCUUACUAACUGCAGGGUCUCUAUAUUACACCUCAAUGUACACACUUUGCUGCUACUGUUUGUACUGUCUACAGUAGAAUUUCCUUAUCUUGCUCCUGGUAGUGUAUGACAGGCAAGCAUGAAAUGUAAAGUAUUUAUUUAAAUAAAAACUCUAAAUUGGUAAUUGAAUUACCUCCCUGUAGCUUUAGAGUUUGUGAAAUUUCUUGACCUUGCUAGUUCUUUUAUUAGACCCAUGACAGAUCUAGUCAUAUGGUUAAGGAUAUUAAGCAGACAUGACUACAAACCCAAGAAAUCAUAUUAUUGUUGGUCAUACUUAAAACUGUUUAUUUCCUUAAGUAUAUGACCCACAAGGAUGUGAAGUAACUACAACCUUUUUGUACACUGUACAUCCUUAGUAUUUUUACACGUAUAUGAUAGGGAUGCACAUUUUUUUCCUUCGUACAGACAGCUUAAAUAAAACACUAUGUCAAUCUGCUA
Molecule: messenger RNA, 7799 nt
Organism: Sphaerodactylus townsendi
Lineage: Eukaryota; Metazoa; Chordata; Lepidosauria; Squamata; Sphaerodactylidae
Gene: AKT3
Product: AKT serine/threonine kinase 3
Exons: 13
Coding region: 636-1883 (415 amino acids)
Biological process (GO): protein phosphorylation
Molecular function (GO): protein serine/threonine kinase activity; ATP binding
Source: RefSeq, a predicted model, not a curated record